Molecule: messenger RNA, 468 nt
Organism: Perkinsus marinus ATCC 50983
Lineage: Eukaryota; Perkinsozoa; Perkinsida; Perkinsidae
Product: heat shock 40 kDa protein, putative
Exons: 1
Coding region: 1-468 (155 amino acids)
Cellular component (GO): cytosol
Molecular function (GO): protein-folding chaperone binding
Source: RefSeq, a predicted model, not a curated record
AUGGCCGUGUGUCAGACGAUAGAACUAGAUCAAGGCCGUGAGCUUAAAGUUUCUAUUCCGCCUGGCACCGUCAAUGGUUCGGUCAUGCGCUAUGAGGGCAUGGGACUUGAAGAGCCAGGGGCUUCCAGACCGGGGCCACUGUUGGUUACUGUGAGGUUUGGUCCUCAAGACGGGUUCACCUUGUGUUCUGAGGGCUCUGGUGACCUCCAUUAUGAUGAGGAUGUCUGUGUUUGGGACUGCCUUCUCGGUGUGAAUGUGGAAGUCCGUGACCUGCUAUCGGGGGCAAUUCUGAGGCUUCCGAUAGAUGAAGUGGUGACGGCCACUACCACUAGAAGAUUCUUAGGCAAAGGCGCACCUCGACAGGAUGGAGGUGUUGGCGAUUUGGUCAUUCAUUUUAACAUUAAAUUCCCUGAAGUGAUAAAUGAAAGCCAAAGAGAACUUAUUAUGCAAUUGAAGUCUUUGGACUAA